This is a messenger RNA of Prosopis cineraria, 2212 nucleotides long. RefSeq lists its product as uncharacterized. NCBI's taxonomy places the organism in Eukaryota, Viridiplantae, Streptophyta, Magnoliopsida, Fabales, Fabaceae. The transcript has 6 exons. The record is from RefSeq and is a predicted model, not a curated record. Gene Ontology annotation, molecular function: protein binding. Bases 83 to 1930 code for a protein of 615 amino acids.
AUCUUCCACAUUCACCUCCUUGAGCUGUCGUUGCGGCGUUGAAGCCUGCAAGGCCAAGCGUAAGCUCUGAAAUCAGCAGAAGAUGGCAUUUCCAGAAUCGCGUUUGGUUUCUUCGAACGAGGUCAAGGAUGCUAUUACUGAGUUCGCUAGGGGAUUUAACCACAAUUACUACCGCCCAUUGCACCUAGCAACACUCAAAGGUGAUUGGGAAUCUGUGAGGGCGUUCAUCGAGCAUGAUCCAAAUGCAUUGACAGCAAAGAUCACCACAAUUUCUAGGACUGCACUACAAGUGGCAGCCAUAGCAGGGCAGUGGAAACUUGUGGAGAAGUUGGUGCAGCAAAUGCCUGUAGAAGCGCUUGCCGAGGUAGACUUGAUGGGAUGUACUGCCCUGCACUAUGUUGCAUUGGGUGGAAAUGCAACAGCAGCCAAGGCAUUGGUGACCAAGAAUCCUUCUGUGACACAAAUAACUGAUUUUGAAGGAUUCUCUCCUCUUGUCUAUGCAAUUACUUCUUCUACAAGUAAAGAGUUGGUAUGGUACCUUGCUUUGGUUACUACAGAUGAGAGACCUGCUUGCCCAUUCUCUGGUCCUUCAGCUAGUCGUCUUGUUGCUUUGCUUACUGCUGCAGGAUUUCAUGAUAUCACUCUGUUUCUUCUUCAGCGCUAUCCCAACUUGGCCACCAUGGCAGACUCAAAUGGGAGUGUUAUAUUUAAUGUCUUGUCGAAAAUGCCCUCAGACUUCCAAAGUGGAAGUGAGCUUGGGCUUUUGGGAAGCUUCAUUUACCACUUUGUUUCAGUGGAACUUGAUCAUUUACAGCCAAGAGGAGAUUUGAAGGAUCUUCAUGACACAUCAAACAAAGGUUUCAUCUGGAAAGCUAUUGAGAAGCUGGUUCCACGCAUAAAGCUAGUAAGAGACACAAAGUUGAGACAUAAAUCUGCUCUAAGAUUGGUAGAGUAUGUUUGUUCACAAGCUUUGAUCAUGAACAGCUCGCUAUUCUGGCAGUCUUUCAUCAGUGCAGACAUUUUGUACAAUACCAUAUCAUCUGGGAUAGUUGAAAUUUUAAGGAUAUAUUUCCAGUUCUUUCCUGAUUUGAUUUGGACUAAAAUGCCAUAUGAAGGAUAUAUAAUGCAAGUUGCCAUCAAGAAUCGGCAAGAAAAGGUCUUUAGCCUUUUGUGUAAGAUGCCAAUCGGUAAGCUAUUAGUUUUGGUGGUAGAUGAAUCACAAAAUACCACAUCACAUCUUGCAGCAAGGUUGACUUCUUCUCCUCAGCUGGCCUCAAUUUCUGGUGCAGCAUUUCAGAUGCAAAAAGAGUUACAAUGGUUUAAGGAAGUGGAGAAAUUGGAUCAUCCUCUUCAUAAACAAGUUAAAAACCAGGAUGGGGAAACAGCUUGGCAGUUAUUCAAGGAUGAGCAUAAGGGUUUGCUUGAACAAGGAGAGAAGUGGAUGAAAGAUACUUCAAACUCAUCUAUGUUAGUGGCAGCUCUUAUUGCCACAGUUGCUUUUGCUGCUACUAUCACGGUACCUGGAGGCAAUGACCAGGACAAAGGAAUCCCAAUAUUCUUGAGGGAUAAAGCAUUCAUGGUGUUUGCUGUCUCAGAUGCAUUGGCUUUAUUUUCCUCUGUAGCUUCUAUUUUCAUUUUCUUAUCAAUAUUAACCGCGUACUAUGCUGAAGAAGAUUUCCUCAGGACACUGCCUAGCAAGAUGAUUCUAGCUUUGGCCUCUCUGUUCUUUUCUACAGCAACAAUACUGAUAGCUUUUGGGGCAGCUCUUUCUUUGACUCUUGGGGAAAGACUCAAAUGGGUGCCAAUUCCAAUCACUCUUAUGGCUUCUCUCCCACUUGCUCUAUUUGCAGUGCUUCAAGUUCCCCUGUUUGUAAGAAUGAUCAUAUCAACUUAUGGACGUGCAAUCUAUCACCCUCAAGAUCUUUGGUAGCACUUUCAAUGUCUAAUAUGGGAAAUUCGAUGCCCAAAUGUUGCCCUUCCUGAAUGGAUUCCAAAGCUAGUGGCACUGCAAGCAAUUCCAAGACUUACAAAUGUAUAGUAUGUUUGGCAUGUAGAGAAGUUGUUUUUAAAAACAAUUGAAAAUAUAUUUAAAAAGAGUAUGAAAUGAGUGUUUUUCAUUUCCUUUUAGAAAUCAUUUUUCUACUUAAUAAAAUGUAAAACAUUGAAGGAUAAUUCUCUUAAAAUGCUUGUUCAAUUAAUAUCCAUUGAAUCA